AUGGAGUCUAAUUUUUGCGAAAGGUGCAAUAAUAAUUCAUACAAUCCUCACAUAAAAUUUUGUGCAAAAUGUGAUGGUGCUCUUUGGACUAGCGACAUACCAUUAGCAUUAUACAAAUUAUUACUACAAGAACAAUUAUCGGUAGAAAAACCAAUUGAUUUAACACUUUGGACACCAUAUAAGAAUUUCGACUCGAUAGAGUACAUGAAAUCUGGUCGUUUCGCUGAUGUGUUCAAAGCAGAAUGGAAAGAAGGACCUAUAAGAAAUUGGGAUCCAACAAAUCGCCAUUUUGAGCGGUGUCCGAAUCAUAUUAUCAAGGCGCAUCUACAAUGCAAACGCAACGACUCUAUGGUUAGUUUACUUUACGCUGUUUCGCAGAAACCUCAAAGUAAUGAGAUCGUUCUUGUUAUGCGAUACGCAGAAUUGGGAGAUUUGAAGACGUUUCUCAAAUUAUCGGAGAAAGAUCCAAAACAUCUUUCACAUGAAGAAAGAAUAAUGAGAUUAGGGGAUGCAGCUUCGGCGCUUUCCGAUAUUCAUGAGAUUGGUCUAAUUCACGGGAAUAUUCAUAGUGGGAAUAUUCUUUUCACAAAAAAUAAUGCUCAUAUUUGUGAUUUUGGUCGAAAGUCAUUUAAUGAUUCUAGAAGUAUACGUGAUAUUUUGCCUUAUAUAGCACCUGAAGUGCUUCAACAUAAACCAUAUUCAAAAAAAGCCGACAUUUACGGAUUUGGAAUGAUAAUGUGGGAAAUGUUCACAUGUGAAAUGCCAUUCAAAGGCGUUCCUCACGAACUAAUUUGGAGAUGUUGGGAUCCAGAUCCAGAUAAUCGACCAAAUUCAUCCGAGAUUGUGGAAAUUCUUUACGAAUCAGCGGGUUGUUUUAUUGAUGAAGAUGAGGAAGAAGCACAAAACUGGUUUCAGUUGUUUGAUUCCGUUUCAGAAAUUCAACAAUCUUCUUACGGGAUUAGUGAUAUCGAGAAAGAUGAUGCAAUUGACAUUUAUUAA
Ambispora gerdemannii is the source of this 999-nucleotide messenger RNA. Lineage: Eukaryota; Fungi; Glomeromycota; Glomeromycetes; Archaeosporales; Ambisporaceae. The record is from the annotation of a GenBank genome assembly.